AGUCUCGCGAAGGCUGCUCAGGGAGUCCCGGCUGAAACUGCGGAGCGCGGGUCGCUGCCGCAGCAACUGACUGCAUAUUUCCGUUGCUGGCGUCUCGGCUCAGGUGUCAUUGCUAAUGCUGAUGGGUCCAGUCCAAGUGCAGCCCAGCUUGCCCUAAAUGCUGCAGACUUGCAGAUCAUGAGAACGUUGGUUUUCAUGAUAUCAUAUUAGUCUUCCCAUUUCCCUCUGAAAAUAUACUACGGGAUUCUACAGUACACAUCACAGGAGCUACACAUAUUGAAGACAAUGUCUGGAAGCUUCUACUUUGUAAUUGUUGGCCACCAUGAUAAUCCAGUUUUUGAAAUGGAGUUUUUGCCCGCUGGAAAAGCAGAAUCCAAAGACGAUCAUCGUCAUCUGAACCAGUUCAUAGCUCACGCUGCCCUUGACCUUGUAGAUGAGAAUAUGUGGCUGUCAAACAACAUGUACUUGAAAACUGUGGACAAGUUCAAUGAGUGGUUUGUUUCAGCAUUUGUUACUGCAGGUCAUAUGAGAUUUAUUAUGCUUCAUGACAUAAGGCAAGAAGAUGGAAUAAAGAACUUCUUUACUGAUGUCUAUGAUUUAUACAUAAAGUUUGCAAUGAAUCCAUUUUAUGAACCCAAUUCUCCUAUUCGAUCAAGUGCAUUUGACAGAAAAGUUCAGUUUCUUGGGAAGAAACACCUUUUAAGCUGAAUGCAGAAAAAUUCGGAAAGAAACAAUGUCACUACAAUGGGGUAUUCUCAGGAAUGUGUAUGUGUACAUUGUAAGUUACUUGAUUAAAUAGCCUGGAAAAGUUUUACUUGUACUCUCAAUUUAUCUAAACCUAAUGGAAUUCCUUGUAUAUUUAAAACUAGUACAUUCAGUCAUAGAAUUAUGAACAGAUCAACAUUUGCUUAUGAACAGUGUUAUUUCUAAAGGGCUGUAUCAGUAAUUUUGAAAUACUUGUACCUUUAUUUUUUGAGAAUAAGCUUUUGACUUUCCUCAUUCAGAUUGCUUGAUCGUGAUGUAAUGUCAUUGUCAAGAUUUGGUAGACAGAUGUAAAACCAACAGCAUCUGCAGCGGGGAAUCAAGUUGAUAGCACAUACAUGGGCUUAGCUGUACAUCUAGAGAUGUUAUGAACAGGCAGUAUACGUAGCACUACCCAAGAAACCGAAGCAAACAGCUUUUGCAGUGCCAAAUGCCACGUGCAUGCCCGUCAAGAGACUGGGAACGGUGAUCCUGCUGCCAUUCUAGAAUCCUGGGUCCAUGUUUAUAAAAUGGGAGCUUGGAACCAAAGUGACAGGUUAUGUCCUCCUAUUCCGUUUCCCUCAGACAGUGUACUAAAGAUGGAGUGAGCCUGCUGAUAACCUGUACUAGUAAAGCGUUGUAAGGCAAUGGGAGAGUUGUAAAGAAAGCAAAGCCUGCAUUAUGGUGACAUGCAGUCAGUCAACCUUUCAGGCUGUGCAGCCGAAGGGGGCGGGGUGGUGUCUUGUACUGUAACACGUGUGGGAUCGUACUGUGAACGAGUAAAUGUCAAUUGAAAAUCAAGUAAUAUAACCUGAUACUUUCUGCGCUAAUUAUGAGCACUUGAAUUUUCUCCCAUUCUGAAUAACUUGAGCAAGUAAUUCUAAGUUUGGUCUUGUAUCUUUGUGUGAAUUGCUACCAUGAUUUUUAACCCCAUCUAUUUAUUUGACUUCUUAAAUAAAGAUGUUUGUCCAAGA
Hipposideros armiger (great roundleaf bat) is the source of this 1715-nucleotide messenger RNA. RefSeq names its product trafficking protein particle complex subunit 2 (gene TRAPPC2). The coding region runs from base 286 to 708 and encodes 140 amino acids. The record is from RefSeq and is a predicted model, not a curated record. Lineage: Eukaryota; Metazoa; Chordata; Mammalia; Chiroptera; Hipposideridae. Gene Ontology annotation, biological process: endoplasmic reticulum to Golgi vesicle-mediated transport. The transcript has 6 exons.